UUCAGGGAUAUAAAAUUGCCAGGGGUCAAGGUGUGAUUCGCCCGGAAGCAUUUCAGAGUUAGUUUAUCUGCGAUUAUUUACAGACCUCAGCUCCUCACAAGUUGUGUUAUUCUUCUGCGGGCUAACGCAUCGUCUGGGGUGUGACAGAAAGCAGAGCAAUAUAAAGCAGUAGAGCCAGUGUGGGAGAAACAGCAGCGCUACAGGAGGAGUGUUUGUGCAGGCCUUCCAUCUCCGCUAUAUACUCAAGAUACAAAGCUACAGUCAUGACCUCCAUCACUCAUCAACCGAAGAGAAGCCCAGCGCUCAAGAAAGCCAAGUCUCGGCAGCAAAUCAACCACUUCACAGACGUGCAGGGGCUGCCGUGCAUUGACAAGAUCGUGAGCUCGGUUGAGGAAACCCCUGAUCCCAUCAACACCGACAUCAUCGGCAAAAUCCCAGAAUGGAUCAAUGGGAGCUUCCUGAGAAAUGGGCCUGGGAAGUUCGAGAUCGGAAACCAUAAGUUCAACCACUGGUUUGAUGGUAUGGCUCUACUGCACCAGUUCAAAAUAUCUCACGGACAGGUGACCUACAGAAGCCGCUUCCUGUCCAGUGACAGUUACCAAGCCAACAAGGAGUGCAACCGCAUUGUGGUGUCUGAGUUUGGGACGGUCACCACGCCGGACCCCUGUAAAAACUUCUUCCAACGCUUCCUGUCAAGAUUUGAGAUACCAAAGCCAACAGAUAAUGCCAAUGUCAGCUUUGUGACCUACAAAGGAGAUUAUUAUGUCAGCACGGAAACCAAUAUCAUGCACAGGGUGGAUCCUGAGACACUACACACAACCAAAAAGGUGGACUGGAGCAAAUUCAUUGCUGUGAAUGGAGCGACAGCCCACCCCCACACUGAGCCCGAUGGGACAACAUACAACAUGGGGAAUUCCUACUCCAGUAAAGGAGGACUGUACAACAUCAUCCGGGUGCCUCCAACUAAAGAAACCGAAGAUGAAACCCUGGAAAGAGCCACCGUGCUGUGCAGUAUUACCCCUGAUGACAAGAGUAACCCCUCCUACUACCACAGCUUUGCAAUGUCUGAGAACUACGUGGUGUUCAUCGAGCAGCCCAUCAAGAUGAACCUGAUGACGAUUGUAACAGGCAAGCUGAGAGGAAAGAGCAUCAGUGAAGGCUUUUCCUGGGACCCAUCCCUCAACACAGUGUUCCACUUGAUUGGCAAGACGACAGGGAAGGUGAGCUCCGUCAAGUAUCUGGCCAAGCCGUUGUCAACCUUCCACCAGAUCAACGCAUACGAGGAGGACGGCUUCUUGAUCAUCGAUAUGUGUUCUUCAGAUGAUGGACAGGCCAUCUCCAAUUACAACAUCCAGAAUCUACGAAAGUCUGGAGAAGCUCUCGAUGAGGUGUAUAACACCUUAUGUAGAGCGUUCCCGCGGCGUUUCGUGCUGCCUCUCCACGUCAACCUUGAUACACCCUAUCACCAGAACUUGAACCGGCCCAACACUCCAGCCACUGCUAUAAGAACUGAUAAGAACAAGGUGUUCUGUACCCACGAGGACCUCCACGGGGACGAUCUUGAACAAUAUGGUGGGAUGGAGUUCCCACAGAUCAACUACGGCAAGUACAACACCCAUCCCUACCGCUACUUCUACGGCUGCGGCUUCAGACACCUUGUAGGAGACUCCCUGAUCAAGAUGGACCUCAAUGGAAAAAACAUGAAGGUGUGGGAACAACCUGGUCUUUAUCCAUCUGAGCCGAUCUUCGUACCCUCCCCUGAUGCCACAGAGGAGGAUGAUGGUGUCGUCUUGUCUGUUGUCAUCACCCCAAACAAGGAGAAUAGCACAUUCCUCCUGGUUUUGGACGCCAGGACCUUUGAGGAGCUGGGCCGAGCUGAGGUGCCCGUCAACAUUCCCUAUGGUUUCCAUGGAACAUUCAAUGCCACAGCAUAGACAUGUGGGGAGGAAAUAAACGCUAAAUACUCUUCCAAGCUCACAUGAAUGGAAUUGAUGGCAAUUGAUUGUAUACAAUGUAAAUAUUCUCCUUUGACUCUUUGUUUAUAUCUUUGUACAUGCAAAUUUACGCAUGUAUGGAUGCAGUUUCCUUGUGUAUAAUGAAAAACUAUUACAGCAAUUAUAUGAAGCUGUUCUGUUCAUGUCACAUUACUUUGUUUGGCUGAUGCUCUCAUACAGAGAAACUUCCAAAAGAGAGACAACAGUAAUGCUUCAGAACGGUAAAACCUUAUUGCAGGCACCAACUUCAAAAUGCUGCUCAUUAGACAAGCUUAGACAAGCAUUAGUGACAUUGGCAGCCAUGGGUAUCCAGUGGCGAUCGAUGAGCAGUGGAGUGACAUGUGCCCUAUUAGGUUGAUUGAAGACCUGACACGCCACAGUAUCCUGGACCAUCAGUUCAGGUUUCACUGUGCAACAUGUUGGGAUUAUUGAAAA
Messenger RNA from Platichthys flesus (European flounder), 2429 nucleotides. It is a transcript of the gene bco2b, whose product is annotated as beta-carotene oxygenase 2b. The coding region runs from base 264 to 1934 and encodes 556 amino acids. Gene Ontology annotation, cellular component: mitochondrion. Gene Ontology annotation, molecular function: carotenoid dioxygenase activity; beta-carotene 15,15'-dioxygenase activity. The record is from RefSeq and is a predicted model, not a curated record. The transcript has 13 exons. NCBI's taxonomy places the organism in Eukaryota, Metazoa, Chordata, Actinopteri, Pleuronectiformes, Pleuronectidae. Gene Ontology annotation, biological process: carotene catabolic process; retinal metabolic process.